AUGGGAGGAAAACAGUCGAAAUCCAAGUUGUCGUCAUCCUUGUCUCCUUUAUCGUCGUCGGCUGGAUGCUGUGGGUUUCUUUGUAAUAAGAAAAGAAAAAAUCCCAAUUCCAAGAAAUCAAAGCAUGAUGUGGAGGAUAUUUCAAAUGAAAUUGGGAGAAAUUCAUUGAGUAGUAGUCGGCAUUCUAUGCCAAAUUAUUCGUGGAUGGAUGGACGUCGGUUUCUUGAAGAUUCUAAUUACUUGUUACCGAAAGAUGACGAAGAGAUUGAUAGGUCGAAUACAAUUCACUUUCUAGUUAAACAUGUUCUAAAUGGAAAUUACAAGGCACCAAUAACUGAUACAAUGAAAAAAUGUUUGGACGUUGGCUCUGGUAAUGGUGCUUGGUUAAUGGAUAUGGCGAGCGAAUUUCCCGAUGUCUCGUUUAUCGGUGUUGAUAUUGACCUACAAUCACCUAGUGCAAUAUACCCGCAAAAUUGUCAAUUCGAUACAUGCGAUAUUUUAGGCGGUCUACCGUACGAAGACGAAACAUUCGAUUAUGUGCAUUGUCGGUGGGUUAUUUGUUGGCUGCCUCGUGAAAAAUUUAGAUUUGUGCUUGAAGAGAUGAUACGAGUCACGAAACGUGGAGGAUGGAUAGAGUUUCUUGAGAGUAAUUUCGCAGAAGUGAGAAAUCCUGGCCCAGUUUUCAAAUCACUAUGGAAUACAUGGAAAGAAAUUUCAGAAUUAAGAAGAUACGACAAUCACGUUAUAAUGACUCUCGAAAAGAUAUUACGAGAACUUCCAGUAGAUAAAUUAUCAAGUACUAAAAUAUCAGUACCAUUCGGUGAAAAAGGAGAAAAGACUGGUGAAAUAUGGAAGGGAAUUCUCUCAGGUGCAUAUACAGCAAUGUCUCCAAAAUGGCGAGAGUAUCUGAAUAUUUCGGCGGAGCAGAUGCAUGAACUUAUUGAUGCGGUGUUGAAGGAACAUGAUGAACGUGGUGUACAUACGAAUUGGUAUUUGUUUGUUGGGCAGCGCAAGUUUAGAAGUAAUGACGAUGCUAUAGCAAAUGAAGAUGAUACAGCAAGUGAAUUUGAAAUUGUAUAG
Molecule: messenger RNA, 1080 nt
Organism: Ambispora gerdemannii
Lineage: Eukaryota; Fungi; Glomeromycota; Glomeromycetes; Archaeosporales; Ambisporaceae
Source: the annotation of a GenBank genome assembly